AUGGCGUCACGACCGAUUCUCCUGCGCUUUGAGAGUCGGAACGGUCAGUUUCGAUUCACCGUCAAUCCGGAGGACUCAUUCCCUUCGCUCCAAGAAAAGAUUAUUGAACAUUUGCCCUCAAACGCCGAGCCAACUUCCAUCACUCUGUCGAACAAGCCGAUAGGAACCGGUGGAGAAGAACGAGAGCUCGAGGCUUUGAAGGGGGUCGCGAUUAGUCAAGUUGGCCUAAAACAUGGAGAUAAGCUCUUCAUCGGGUACCACGAGCGUACUGCUCACCAGAAUGGCCCGUCCAACGGAAUCACACCUCCUACCGGCGAGCGUCGAUUAAACGGUUCCGCCGUUCCCAAAGAACAGACUAUCCCAAUUCGCCCGCAACCAACCUCUCCUACAACAAAUAUUAAGAACCCAUGGGAUGUGGUCAAACAGUCGUCGCUAGAUGAUCUUUUGGAUAAGAGGGAUGGCAAGAUUAAACGCACCCAAGACCAGAAGAUGUGCAGACAUGGACCUCGGGGCAUGUGCGACUAUUGCAUGCCGCUGGAACCUUACGACAAGAAGUAUAUGGCCGAAAAAAAGAUCAAGCAUCUUUCAUUCCACUCCUACUUGCGAAAGAUCAAUGCCGCCACCAACAAACCAGAGGCCGGAAGCUCUUUUAUGCCACCACUCAACGAACCUUUCUACCGCGUACGCAGUGAUUGCCCGUCCGGACACCCACAAUGGCCCGAGGGCAUUUGCACUAAAUGUCAGCCUAGUGCAAUUAGUCUGCAACCUCAAGAAUACCGUAUGGUUGACCACGUUGAAUUUUCCUCUCCUGACUUGAUCAACUCGCUCUUGGACUUCUGGCGAAAAUCCGGCGCUCAACGUUUGGGGUUCCUUUACGGAACUUAUGAGGAGUACACCGAAGUUCCCCUGGGUGUCAAGGCUGUUGUCCAGGCAAUCUACGAACCUCCGCAGGUCGGAGAGGUGGACGGUGUUACACUGCAUGAAUGGCAGAACGAGAAAGAGGUGGAUGAAGUCGCUCAUCUCUGUGGCUUACAGAAAGUCGGAGUGAUCUUCACUGAUCUCCUCGAUGCAGGCCAAGGGGAUGGGUCCGUGGUUUGCAAACGACACAUUGAUUCCUACUACCUAUCUUCGCUGGAAAUCGCGUUUGCUUCACGCUUACAGGCUCAGAACCCCAAGGCCACCAAGUGGAGCCGCACAGGACGAUUUGGUUCUGACUUCGUCACAUGUGUGCUCAGCGGCGACGAUACAGGCGCCAUUUCCGUGAGCUCAUACCAGGCCACAGUUUCGGCGGUGGAGAUGACUCGAGCCAACAUCACCGAACCAUCCGCAGAGCCCUCCGUUAUGCUGGUUCAAUCAGAAGAGGAUGACGAUGAAGGCAGCAAGACACGGUACAUCCCAGAGGUAUUUUAUCGUCGCAUCAAUGAAUACGGCGCAAGCGUACAAGAAAACGCCAAGCCGAGCUUCCCCGUCGAUUUCUUGCUUGUCACACUUACACACGGUUUCCCCACCGAGUCAUCACCCCUUUUCACCAAUAGUCGUUUCCCCAUCGAAAACCGCGAGGUCAUCGGCGAGAGUCAAGAACUACGUCACAUCGCCCAGAAGCUCAUGUCGCCCAGCGACCCCAACAAGGCCAUCGAGGGCGUUUCCGAUUUCCAUCUCCUCUGCUUCUUGCACGGACUUUCGACUUUUAGCAAGGACGAGGAGGCCCUUCUUUGCCGAGUCGCAAGAACCCACGCUGCGGCCGAUGGAAUGCAGCUGUUGAAUACGUCCGGCUGGGCAACAUUGAUGACGAUCCUUCAGGAGAGUGGUGAGCGGCCCCCUAAGCGCCCCUGGCCCACCGCGGUCGAAUCUUUUCGUUCGGAUUCCCCUAGCGGGAAGCGGCGGUAUCCCUCCCCCGCUCCCCAUCCCCCGCGCUCUAUGUCUCCCAAGUCCGACAGUGAUCAGCUUGCUAAGAGGUUUAAGGGAGCUAGUCUAGAUUGA
Molecule: messenger RNA, 1980 nt
Organism: Penicillium waksmanii
Lineage: Eukaryota; Fungi; Ascomycota; Eurotiomycetes; Eurotiales; Aspergillaceae
Gene: npl4
Product: nuclear protein localization protein 4
Exons: 4
Coding region: 1-1980 (659 amino acids)
Biological process (GO): ubiquitin-dependent protein catabolic process
Cellular component (GO): nucleus
Molecular function (GO): ubiquitin protein ligase binding; ubiquitin binding
Source: RefSeq, a predicted model, not a curated record